AUGUGUUCGGUUGCUUACUGGCGUUGGGUUGAUAGUAAUAAACAAAUAAGAGUUUGUUUCGUCGCGAGUAAAUGUCGAGUUAGUCCUGUAAAACCUGUAACAAUACCUAGAUUGGAAUUGCAAGCAGCUGUAAUGGCUGCGCAAUUAGCAAACACACUACAGUCCACACAUCGAAUAAAAACAGCUGAUCGAUACUUUUGGAGUGAUUCCACGACGGUGUUGCAGUGGAUACACAACAACAAAAGGUCUUACAAACCUUAUGUAGCUCACCGCUUAGGCGAGAUCGACGAAUUAACUCGAAUUAACGAAUGGAGAUACGUACUUACUUCAAUGAAUGUUGCAGACAGAGGCACACGGGAGAACUACGACAGUCUACGAUUGGAUGGUGAGUGGUUUAAUGGACCUACCUUUCUGUACGAGGCGGAGAGUUCAUGGCCUACAAGUUCCGUUAUUAUACCUAGCGUCGAUGAGUGUGACCUGGAAUGUGUAACAAAUAUUCUACAAGUAGAACACUUACAUGAACACGCGGCUGUACCCGAUCCGAUGCGGUUUUCUUCUUGGAUACGUCUCUUGAGAAGUAUGUCUGCUGUUCUGAAAUUUAUAAGUAAAUGUCAAAAAAGGGAAUUUGAUGAGUGCACUAGUAUGAAGCGUGCUGAACUUCAGCUACUACGAUAUGCACAAACGCAAUCUUUUAGUACAGAAAUAGGUUUAAUCAAAGGUGGAAAAUGUUUAAAUAAAAAUAGUAAGCUACUUACUCUAUCGCCAUUUCUGGAUGAAGAUGGUUUACUCCGUGUGGGUGGCCGCAUAGAUGUCGCUGCUGACGUUACCUAUAGCAUGAAGCAUCCUGUAAUAUUGGAUGGACGGAACAAAAUAGCCAGAUUGAUAGUGCAGUAUUAUCAUGUGAACGCAGGCCACGGCAACCAGGAGAUGGUAGUAAACAACCUGAAACAAAAAUAUUGGUUAAUACGAAUGAGACCCACAGUAAAAGAAAUAUCAAAAAAAUGCAUGCUCUGUAAAUUAAGAAGAGUGAAACCUCGGAUACCGAAAAUGGGUGACUUACCUUCUGCCAGAGUAGCUCAUCAUCAACGGCCUUUCACUCACUGCAGGAUUGACCUUUUCGGACCUAUGGAGGUUACAAUAGGCAGACGAAGAGAGAAGCGGUAUGGUGUUAUUUUUACCUGUCUCACUGUAAGGGCAAUUCAUUUGGAGACAGUGUCGUCCUUCAGUACCGAUUCCCUCAUAAUGGCUCUUCGUAGGAUGGCUUCGAGGCGUGGUUGGCCUGCACAUCUGUACUCCGACAAUGGGACAAAUUUGAGAGGGGCAGAUGCUGAGCUUAAGAGGGCGGUAGCAGAGCUCGACGAGAAGACGCUGCAAACUACAGCAAGCAUCCACGAUACGCAAUGGACCUUCAUACCACCGGCCAGCUCCCACUGGGGUGGGGCGUGGGAGCGCUUAAUUCGAAGCGUCAAGGUUGCACUGAAAGUGGUCCUCAAGGAACGAGCACCCAGAGAGGAGGUUUUAAACACCCUGAUGGCUGAAGUAGAAGCUAUGGUGAAUGGACGUCCGCUGAGUCACGUGUCAGUAGAAGUUGACAGUAAGGAGUCCUUGACACCCAAUCACUUUUUGCUCGGCUCAUCGUCACUCUCACCGCAAAUGGGCAACUUCAACGAUUCCGAUUUGUUUUUGAGACGGCAAUGGAGGAUAGCACAGAGAUUAGCGGAUAUGUUCUGGAGAAGAUGGGUAACCGAGGUGCUACCAGAACUAAUACCUCGCCAAAAGUGGACCACCGAAUUACAUGCGCCCCUUCAAGUAGGGGAUCUAGUGUUUGUCGUCGACCCUAGUGCCAUGCGUAACGUUUGGCCGCGAGGUGUAGUCGAAGAAGUCUUCACCGGCAAAGACGGUAAUGUGCGAGUGGUACAAAUUCGAACUCAGCUGGGUAGUCUUAAGAGAUCUGUUGCUCGCGUCGCUAAAAUUCCUUUGGAUGUGUGA
Molecule: messenger RNA, 1989 nt
Organism: Melitaea cinxia (Glanville fritillary)
Lineage: Eukaryota; Metazoa; Arthropoda; Insecta; Lepidoptera; Nymphalidae
Exons: 1
Coding region: 1-1989 (662 amino acids)
Biological process (GO): DNA integration
Molecular function (GO): nucleic acid binding
Source: RefSeq, a predicted model, not a curated record